Rotaria sordida is the source of this 219-nucleotide messenger RNA. Lineage: Eukaryota; Metazoa; Rotifera; Eurotatoria; Philodinida; Philodinidae. The record is from the annotation of a GenBank genome assembly.
AUGGGUAGAGAUAUUAAUGAUUCGUUAGGGCAACAACAGUGUUCAUUACAACAAAUACAAAAUCAUUUAUUAAAAGUUGUUGAUCAAAAUAAAGAAAUGUAUGAUGAGCCAAAAAGAUUACAUGAUGAAGUUCAAGAACCACGAAUUGAAGUACAACAACUACAUGAAGAAGUACGUGAAAUACAUGAAGUCAAACAGCGACAUGAUGAAUCAAAAUAA